Molecule: messenger RNA, 1350 nt
Organism: Pieris macdunnoughi
Lineage: Eukaryota; Metazoa; Arthropoda; Insecta; Lepidoptera; Pieridae
Source: the annotation of a GenBank genome assembly
AUGACGCAGAAUAACACCCACCCGCCGUACAGUCGGGUGACGAGUAAGUUAUUCGGGAAGAAAGGCAAGAAGAGUAAGAAAUAUCAGAAAACUAAAUCGGGGACUUAUGGAGGACGAGACCGUGCGAACACGGCUAUGGACAAUGACGUCACUCCUGUGUACCUGGCAGCGCAGGAGGGUCACCUGGCAGUGCUCAAGUAUUUAGUGUUGGAAGCUGGAGGAAGAUUAGAUGCGCGUGCUCGCGAUGGGAUGUUACCAAUACACGCGGCGGCGCAGACUGGAUGUUUGGACUGUGUCAAAUGGAUGAUCGUAGAACGUGGAGUAGACCCAAACGCUAGAGAUGGAGAUGGUGCCACUCCUCUUCACUUUGCAGCCUCGCGGGGCCACUUGUCAACAGUCCGCUGGCUGCUAAGACAUGGGGCAAGACUUCACUUGGACAGACAUGGAAAAAGCCCUAUUAACGAUGCUGCUGAGAAUCAUCAUUUAGAGUGUUUAAACGUUCUCGUGGCGGCGGGUGCAGCGGGCGACAACAAGCAGUUGUCGUCAUACAAGGCGGUCCACUCCUGCGCAUGUACUCCCGGAGAAACAAGAUGUGCCCUCUCAAGCUGCAUCAACGCGAGCAACCGGUCUCCAUUCUACCUACACGGACCAGAGCGAUGUGCAUCAACCCGUGAGCGUCGUGGGUCCGUCUCCUCCACCGUGGGGUCCAUCGGCUCAUCCAGAUCUGGGCCAGCCGAUGGUUUGUACGUCAACCCAAUGCAGAGAACAGCGCCAGUGGCACAGCACAGCUCCUCGGGAGAGGAAAGCUCAGGAUGUUCCGCAUCAGAAGCAGACACAACAAACUCCGGUGGUUGGUUCUUGCACGGGUCCACCAACACGUCUGGAGCCCCUGCAGCUUUGUACCAACGAGUCAGGGACCUGUUCCACACACGUUCUCCAGGACCGAGGGUCCCUGCUGAAGGUCAGGAGGCUCCCACUAUGACAGUGAAAGCGGAGGUGCAUGGAACCAAGGAGGUGGCUCAGGAACAAUCGGACAGCGACAGUGGAGCUGAUGCGAACCGAAGAGAUCACCAUUAUGAAGAUAUCUAUUUAGCGAGAGAUGAACAUCAUAGGAAGAGAAGCAGUUCUCGAGACUCGGGCAGUCACAGCAGACCGGGCAGCGCGGCGUUAGUCGUUGACUAUGACAACAAAGAAAAUGCCCCUGAUGCCUCAAACAAAAACUACGAAGAAGUCUCACCACCACCUUUGGAGACACAGACGAAGUCUACCAUUGCCACCAAGUUAGCAGCACUAACACAUAAAGCACAGACCUUUGUAAGUAUUAAAUUUAAAAACCGUAUAAUGUCUUAA